Phytomonas sp. Hart1 is the source of this 2859-nucleotide messenger RNA. Lineage: Eukaryota; Euglenozoa; Kinetoplastea; Trypanosomatida; Trypanosomatidae. The record is from the annotation of a GenBank genome assembly.
AUGGCAUCUUUCCAAACCUGUUUCACUCCUGAAUGGUACUACCAUGCGGUUUUUGAAUGCGAAGCAGCAAAGGAGGCGCUUUUGCUCGAGCAGUCCGUUUUGUACUGCCUAGCUGAACGACGAGUACCCAAUCGAGAGUUAAUACGUACAACAGAGGAUGAAGUCACUGCGUUGACUCGCAUCGUCGUCAAAAGGCUAAAUAUUAAUGUAGUGGAGAAGGAUAGGCCUGAUUACUCCAUGCAAAACAUUACCACCACUCAGGAGAAUGAAUUCCAGAACUUGGAUGAUACUUCACAAGUUGGCUUGAUCAAAAUGAAAACCAAUAAUAACGAAAUGGAGAUGACUUGUAGCGUAAAUCCAUCUCAGUUGUCCAUUACGCCUUAUAUGAAGCUGCUGAAUGGCAUAAAGGACCGAGAGCUUCAUUUGUGUACAUCUUCCUUGGAUAACGGUGCCCUAGUGGCGCGGAAGAUUUCCUGUUCAGGUGAAUCCAUACCUGAGACAUCAUCACUCUAUGAUGAAUGGAGUGAAUUCGAUGAAUUAGCAGACAAGCUGUCAAAUCUCAUUCACGUCGACGCUGAGAAUUACACACUGAAGGAACUGCGACCCUACCAGCUAGAAGCUGUUAAACGAGUGAAGCAAGAACUCGAGGUGUGUGGAAAGACCAUUUGCCAGAUGGCAUGCCGCUGCGGGAAGACACCAGUCGCCUUCCACAUUAUGAAGGAGAUUCUUACGCAAAAGCGUGCCGGGGCGAGCGCUCGACUGCUUUAUCUCGUUCCAGGUCUUUCCCUACUCCGACAAACGGUUAAGAAAAUGUACCAUUACGGACUGGAAGGGACGCCUUUGUUGCUUAUCGGUUCAGACCCGAACCCGGUUUUUCUAGACUCCAGCUACAGUGUAACAAUGACCACGGACUCGGUGUUGAUUCACGACAUGAUCCGAAAAAAUGAACGCAUUGCAGUUUUUCCGACUUAUCACUCAUCCCCCUUGCUCGAGCUGAUGAACGUUUUCGCGCUCACUGUCUUUGAUGAGUGCCACCGGGUUUGUGGAAGUGCGGAUAAAACUUCAUUCAACACCAUUCUUCACCUUCCGCCAAGCGGACUUCGUCUGUUUCUGACAGCAAUUUCUACCUAUGACACCCCCCUGCGGAUGAGCAACGAGAAGCUGUUUGGUGGGAUCGCCUACCGCUAUUACCUCCGUGAAGGUAUAGAUUCCGGGUACGUCAAUCCUUUUUCGGUUCGUAUUAUUCUUGGUGCUUCAUUAAAUGACAUGAAUCCGUACUUUUUCGAAGCUAUGAGCCGAGUUGACAAGAUGCUGGUGUUUUGUCGAAACAUCCAACACGCCGAACAGCUCAGCAGUGCAUUGCAGUCAGCCGUGAAUAUAGAGAAAUCAACAGAACUACAGCCUUUCAGAAUACUUGUGGCUCACUCGCGUAUGGGGGGCGUGGAUGUCGCCGACGUAUUAGAUCAAUUUACCAGGGCCAAGCGCGCCAUUUUGUUUAAUGUACGGCUCUUUCAGGAGGGCAUUGAGAUUCUGGAUCUGAAUGCUGUCUUUUUUGCAGCGCCACGCUACAGCUCGCGCGAUAUCAUUCAGAGCAUCUGCCGCCCACUUAAUAGACUUCCCAACAAGCCCAUUUCCUAUAUUUUUUUACCAGCUGUAAUCAACACCGAUUAUGCUGCAGAUGCUCCUAUUAAUCUUCAGAAUUAUUCGACGCUCGUUCCCUUUACGGAUGCUCUCAUGGAUGAGGAUCCGACGUUGUUUGAAUACAUGCUCGACCCGAAAAAGAAGAGCUAUGACAUCAACGUGGUCGGCGUUCGCUCCCUGAAGCUGAGUUCGGAAGAAAUUCAGCGGUUUGUCCUCCCUGCGAUUCGGCGGGGCGUUCGCUAUACCAACUCUCAGACCGACCGGCUCCAUCGCGCCGCGCGUUUGCCAUGGAAACAGGUAUUCACCGAACUGAGGCGAAUAGUCCUGGAGUGCAAUCGCUACCCCAAGACCAACGAUGCCUGGAUGGUGGGUGACACUUCCGUCUCGAUGAACCUCUUCUACCGCUACAUCCGUCGUGGGUAUGCCCAGUACUUGACUGGACAACAGACAUUCCUAGAAACGUAUCAGAUCCGAGACUUGGAGUCCCUUCCGUAUUGGCAAAUUUACGGCGUCGAUGGCCCAUACCCUUGGAAGAAAUGCCUUCAAACCCUAGAAGAUCAUUUAGCCAAGUAUGGAGUCCCGCCACCACUUGAUGUCAAUAAGGGUGGCUUUGUCGGACUUGAUGCUACACCAUUCGAGCGCCUUUCUGGCUUCCUUAUGAGAAUUAAUCAGUCCGACGGCAAGAACGAGCUUCGACUCGACUCAGACAAGCAGAGGGACCUGGACCGUGUCUGUAGUCAAUACGGAUUGCAGUGGCGAAAAAGACGCAGUAAGGUUACAGGGUCGUUGGUUCAAAAUGGCACUUCGUUCAUAACGAUAUUACAUAAGAAAUACCUCUUACUCUUUAAGAACAUCGAACAUUUUCCUGUCUUUAAGGAGUACUUGGCGGAGCACUUUCCAGGGUACCCCGAAAAGCAUGCAAGGAUGGAGAAUCUUGAACGAUUACAAGAAGGGCGGGUCCCACCACGCCACCAACCACAGCGACGGAGAAAGAGGACAACCGCAAUUGGGGAUUCAAGGCGUGGGGGCAAGAGUGAUGGGAAUUACAUCGAACAACACACACAAAAAAAGGAUUCGACAGUCAUGUGCCGGGUUUGCCGAAUUCAUAUCAAGGCGUCAGCGUACCGACUCCACAUCCAGAGCCAAGAGCACCUUGCUUGCCAAGAAAUGGAUCUUUCCACGUUGAAGAAACGAAACAGCACGAUAGAAAAGUGUUGA